AUAAAUAAACCCUGCAUAAAUCAGAAGACCUGCUGACAUGAGUAUGUCCCUAGUGAAUGUGGGAAUUAGUCACAUGUCACUGUCUCAACAUCAAGGCUUCCACCUUAGCACUUCUUCAAAGCUUAUUUUACUCUAUUCCCAUCUUCUUUUGUUUCCUCAGUCUUCGUCAAAUUCAAAACUCCAUGGAAAAAUCCUCGGAUUUUUUUCACCACAAUGUGGGAAAAUUGAUAGAAGUGAUUUUUCUUAUUUACCAACACCCAAGUUAGAUAUAUCUAAGGAGAAAAGAACUUUCAAGGCAUUAUUUCAUAAGGAUGAUGUUUUGCCUGCUCCAAGCUCUACUUAACCCAUCUGGGCCAAGACUGAGACCCAUGAACUGAUCAUCCUGUGAAUACUUGAGGAGUGUUGUGUAAUAUGGUCCCAGGAGGAUAUAUGUUCUUAUUAGUGGAAGAAUUCAUUUGUUUCCAUCCAGCAGGGUAUUUGGCAGCUCCUUUUCCUCUGAAUGUUCAUCCCUCCUGCGAUCCCAGAGUGAUGGAGGCGGAAUGACAAACAAGACUUGGUUCUCUUGGUGAAUGUGGAAUCUGAGCACUGUGUGUCCUUGUCCCCCUAGGGAUGUUCAUGGGCAGUGGGGCAGGGGGUUCAGUGGAGAAGGCCUCACCAUAAAAUCUUCACUGCCAGGGCUCCCACAGAGGAGGUCCCAGCCCCAUCUCAGCCUGCAACAAGAGAAGCAAAAAUGAGUCCUGCACCAGGGAAGUUGCUGAACAGAAUAAGAGUUUCAUCUCUGACCUUCAAAAAAGGAAUUUGUUCAAUUUCCUCUAUAUUUAAUCAUAUUUCUGAGGUAAGAUCAGGGUUGGUACCACUGUAAAUAAAACAGGUUUUGCAAUGUGUGGUAGCAUAGAGAAGCUGGGGUAUAAAGAAGGAAGAGCUCCGGAAAUCAGCACUCUGAGUGGAGGGGCAGGGCCACCAUGUAGGGAGGAAGUUUCCUGAACUUACAAUGGGUUUGGCACUUGCAGAGGUGAGCUCACAAGCUGCCCACUGAGCUGGGCCCUCUGAUUGUUUAAUAUUUGUAUUCUUCUAUGGCGGUUCUACAGUCAUAUGGCUGGUGUAAUGGCUGCCACAGAAAAUGAAAGAAAAGUUGAAAGACUUUAUUAAAAUAUAAGACUUGCCAUUUGGAUGUUAUUCCUUGUCCAUCCAUCUAUCCAUUCAACAACUGUGCUGGGCACUGUCCAAGUUCUGUGAGUCGGUGUUCCAGAUAAAGCAUCUACUCACAGCCGGGAAAGCAGAGCUGCCAGAGAGUGGUAGCAGGAGUAGUAAUAUUAUAUUGUAACUCUAUGUAAAUAAUCAUUGACCUUGACCAUGUAUCAGGAGCCACUUCUAUGAGUGCUGGCCAGAUUAGUGAUGUCACUUUUUGCUUAUAUGAGGGAAACUGCCAGAUUUUUGUGGGUAGCAUUUGGUAAUUAAAUAACUUAAUGCAAAUUUCGUUUGCUAAAGCCCUAAAACCAGCCAGCACAGAGAGAAGCAGUCAUCCUUGAAAAUGGCGUUUGUAACCCUGAUUGCUUAGUUCCUUCAUUUGUAUACUCACUCUUUGAUGAUUUUCUCAGUACCUGUUAUGUACAAUAUGCCCUGAACCACCUAUAAAAUAAGAGAAAAAACAAACAAUGAGAGAAAUUGAGAAGAAAAUAUGUAAACUAAAUGAAUUCAAAAGCAAAAACACAUGGCAUGUGGGUAUGAUUCUUUCUCAAAACCAAAAUAACUGAUUAUUCUGCAAAACAAAUUUCCCCACGGCUGUGAUCAUAACAGGAAAAAUGUGGGUCUUGAGAUCAAAGAUAAAUAAAAUUCUGUAGAAAUGAAAGUAGUAGGUGAUAACCCGUGCUCACUUAUGUGCAUUAUCCGAAAUUAAUUUUCUUUCUGUGUUACUAUGGAUUAAAGGAUUUGACAUAAUGACUCUGAAGAACAUUGCUGACUGAUCCAGCACACAGUGUACAUCACACACCGUACAUUUUUCUUAAGCAUCCAAUUCAGAUCUUCCCUGCUCCUCUACACACAUCUCAAUGCCUCAGCAGUUACUACGACAGCCACCAUCCUAAGGACACAAUGGAAAAUCAGACACGGGUCACAGAGUUCGUUCUCCUGGGAUUUCCACUCAGCCCAAGGACACCGCUGCUCUUUCUUGGCCUCUUCUUCCUGUUCUACACCUUGACCAUACUGGGGAAUGGGCUCAUCCUGGGACUCAUCUGCUUGGACUCUAGACUGCACACCCCCAUAUACUUCUUCCUCUCACACUUGGCCCUCGUGGACAUUUCAUAUGCUUCCAACAAUGUCCCAAAGAUGCUGGCAAACCUUCUAAGCAAGAAAAAAGCCAUUUCCUUUGGCCCAUGCAUAACACAGACCUUUUGGUACAUGGCUUUUGCUCACACUGAGUGUCUCGUCCUGGUGAUGAUGUCCUAUGAUAGGCAUAUGGCCAUCUGCCAUCCCCUGCAAUAUUCUGCUAUCAUGAGCUGGACAGUGUGCAUUGUCCUUGCCAUUGUUUCCUGGGCAUGUGGCUCCCUCCUGGCCCUGGUCCAUGUGGUUCUCAUGCUGAGGCUGCCCUUCUGUGGGCCUCAUCAAAUCAGCCACUUCUUCUGUGAAAUCCUGUCUGUCCUCAAGCUGGCCUGUGCUGACACCAGGCUCAAUCAAGUCGUCAUCUUUGCAGCCUGUGUGUUCAUCUUAGCGGGAGUGUACAUCACAAGGGUAGAUGAUUACAACAUCACCAAGUGGUACUAUCUUAUGGGACCAUCAUGGUAUAUACAGUCCAUCACUGACUAA
Heterocephalus glaber (naked mole-rat) is the source of this 2802-nucleotide messenger RNA. The record is from RefSeq and is a predicted model, not a curated record. NCBI's taxonomy places the organism in Eukaryota, Metazoa, Chordata, Mammalia, Rodentia, Bathyergidae.